AUUAGUGAAGAACUUGUUCCAGCUGGCCAGAGAAAACAAACCUUCUAUCAUCUUCAUUGAUGAGAUAGAUUCCCUCUGUGGCUCAAGAAGUGAAAAUGAAAGUGAGGCUGCUAGACGGAUAAAAACAGAAUUUCUAGUCCAGAUGCAAGGGGUUGGUGUUGACAAUGAAGGAAUCUUGGUCUUAGGAGCGACAAACAUCCCCUGGGUUUUGGAUUCUGCUAUCAGGAGAAGGUUUGAGAAGCGUAUUUAUAUUCCUUUACCCGAAGACCAUGCCAGGGCUGCAAUGUUCAAAGUUCACCUUGGUUCAACUCCAAAUCUCCUAACAGAAUCGGAUUAUCGAGAGCUUGGAAAGAGAACUGAUGGCUAUUCUGGUGCAGAUAUAAGCAUCAUUGUACGAGAUGCGCUAAUGCAACCUGUUCGAAAAGUGCAAUCAGCUACUCACUUUAAAAAAGUAAAAGGACCAUCAGUGUCUAACCCAGAUACGAUGGUAGAUUUGUUCACCCCUUGCUCUCCAGGUGAUCCUGAAGCCAUAGAAAUGACAUGGAUGGAGGUUCCAGGUGAUAAAUUACUGGAGCCUCAAGUUUCCAUGGCUGAUAUGCUCAGGUCGCUCUCUAGCACAAAACCAACAGUUAAUGAACAGGACCUGGAGAAGCUAAAGAAGUUUACAGAAGACUUUGGUCAGGAAGGCUAAACCAAAGAUACACGUGGAGCAUCAGAACUUUGUAUUCUUUUGUCUUCAUUGGUGGCACUUCAAGUAAAUGCCAAUAAAAUCACUCCUUUCUUACUUUGCAGAAGGAAUAGAAGGUACCUUUGCAAAGACCCUUAAGCUUUUGUAUUGUAUUGUUUUCCUCAGAUGUCUCUUAAAUGUCUUUUAUUGAAAAAUAAUAUGAAAAUACAAUUUUUAGGGUGAGACAGCCAAGUAAUGUGGUAAAGUCUAUUAAAUACUAGAAAACUUUAAAUGGCUAGUUCAAUUUUAGAUAUUAUAUUAGACCUGGGUACAAGUGAGUUUUA
Tauraco erythrolophus (red-crested turaco) is the source of this 1011-nucleotide messenger RNA. The record is from RefSeq and is a predicted model, not a curated record. NCBI's taxonomy places the organism in Eukaryota, Metazoa, Chordata, Aves, Musophagiformes, Musophagidae.